This is a messenger RNA of Abrus precatorius (Indian licorice), 1464 nucleotides long. Its product is annotated as beta-amyrin 11-oxidase-like. Gene Ontology annotation, biological process: sterol metabolic process; multicellular organism development; brassinosteroid homeostasis. The transcript is spliced from 8 exons. Gene Ontology annotation, molecular function: iron ion binding; ent-kaurenoic acid monooxygenase activity; heme binding. NCBI's taxonomy places the organism in Eukaryota, Viridiplantae, Streptophyta, Magnoliopsida, Fabales, Fabaceae. Gene Ontology annotation, cellular component: endoplasmic reticulum. The record is from RefSeq and is a predicted model, not a curated record. The coding region runs from base 1 to 1464 and encodes 487 amino acids.
AUGGAAUUAAAUUGGUUUUGGAUGAGUGCUGCCACUCUAUUGACAUGCUACGUUUUAGUGUUUCAAUUUUUGAGGAAGUUGAAUGGGUGGUAUUAUAAUCUAAGAGUAAUGAACAAACAGUACCCACUUCCUCCAGGUGAUAUGGGAUGGCCUCUUAUUGGCACUUUAUCGACUUUCAUGAAAGACUUUUUAUCUGGUCGUCCUGAUUCUUUUAUCAACAGCCUUGUUUCCAGAUAUGGAGGAGAGGGUAUUUACAAGUCUCACCUAUUUGGAAACCCAUGCAUCAUCGUUUGUAAGCCAGAACUGUGCAAGCGAGUGUUGACUGAUGAUGAGAACUUUAAGCUUGGGUAUCCAAAAUCAACCAGAGAGCUCGCAAAAUGUAGACCCAUGACCGAUGUAUCUAAGGCGGAGCACAGGCGUUUUCGAAAACUAGUAACUGCUCCAAUUGUGGGUCACACUGCGUUGGAAAUGUACGUAGAACGUAUCGAGGACAUUGUGAUCAAUUCAUUAGAAGAGUUGUCCAGCAUGAAACACCCUAUUGAGCUCUUGCAUGAGACGAAGAAAAUAUCAUUUCAAGUCAUCGCUCACAUUUUCUUGGGCUCUGAAAAUACAGACAUCGUUAAGAAAAUAGGAAAUCUAUUUUCCCUAACGUAUAAUGCCAUAUUCUCUAUCCCCAUUAAUGCACCCGGUUUUGCUUUCCACAAAGCACUCGAGGCACGUAAGAAGAUUGCUAAAAUAGUUCAAAGUGUUGUGGACGUAAGGAAGAUGAAGAUAGAAAGUGGUCAAACAGAGAGGAAAGAUCUUAUUGAUAUACUUUUGCAAGUCAACGGCGAUCAAGGCCAGAGAUUGGAGGAUGAGGACAUUAAUGAUUUACUGUUAGGGUUUUUACUUGCGGGUCAUGAAAGUAGCGGGACUGGUUUGAUGUCGUCAAUGAUAUAUCUUUCAGAGAAUCCUGAUAUCAUGAAAAAAGCCAAGGAAGAGCAGGAAGAAAUUAUGAAGAGAAGACCACCAUCGCAAAAAAGGUUAAGUAUUAAGGAAGUUAAGCAAAUGGUUUAUCUUUCAAAGAUAAUUGACGAAAUGCUGCGACUUUCAAAUAUUGCUUUUGCACUUUUUCGAGAGGCAACUGCUGAUGUGAACAUCAAUGGCUAUAUCAUACCGAAAGGAUGGAGAGUAUUAAUUUGGAUAAGAGCUCUUCAUAUGGAUCCUAAUUAUUACCCCAAUGCAGAAGAAUUUAAUCCCUCGAGAUGGGAUGAUUUUGGUUCCAAAGCUGCAUUCCUUCCUUUUGGAGGGGGAAGUAGGCUGUGUCCUGGAAUGGACCUAGCCAAACUUGAGAUUUCCAUAUUUCUACAUUAUUUUCUCCUUAAUUAUAAGUUGGAGCGAACAAAUCCAAAAUGUCCUGUUACUAGUUUGCCAGUGACUAGGCCAAGGGACAACUGUCUCGGGAGGGUGAUAAAGAUCUCAUGA